This is a messenger RNA of Closterium sp. Yama58-4, 1800 nucleotides long. Lineage: Eukaryota; Viridiplantae; Streptophyta; Zygnematophyceae; Desmidiales; Closteriaceae. The record is from the annotation of a GenBank genome assembly.
AUGGCGCGCAGGCGUCACGGCUGCAGGGUUUCGCCCCCAACGUCGUGUUGCAUACUCCUUUUAGUAGCGGCAUUGUUAACAGUUUUCUGUAACCGAUCUGCCUCCGCGAUCGACGGAAUCGCGAUUUCUCCUCUCGACUCCCUCUCCUCCUACUCCAAUCUAGCGUUGCUGGAUACGCGAUUCGAGCUCUACUGGACCGUUAACAGUAGCGACGCGACGAUCCACAUGGCAGUGAAUGCCAAAACGAAGGGAUGGUUCGGUGUAGGCAUUUCCGAGGUUGGCUCCAUGGUGGGCUCAGAUGCCCUCGUCGCAUGGGUCGAACAGUCCGAAGCCCGCGCGUAUGCGACGGAUCGGUUCAUUUUCAACAAGACGACCGAAGGAAUCGCACUCGACGACAAGCAGGACUGGCACGUGCUGGGCGGCAGCCAGACCACGAACCAAUCCACGGGCGACACGUGGACCACUGUGCACGUGUGGCGCCAGCUGGACACGGGCGAUUGCAACGACCGCCCGAUUGUUCCCGGGAAGCUUCACAACAUUAUCUGGGCGAUGGGCGCCAAUACUGACGUCAGCUAUCACAGCGCCGACCGCGGCUCUUCCGCCCUCGUGCUCGCGCCUGCUCCCGGCCCCUCCAUCGUCGCGCCUGCGCCUCCCCCCUCCGCCUCCUCCUCCGCGUCCGCUGCGUCUCUGGCUGCGCCGCAGCAGGCAGGGAAGCAGCAGCCGGCGCAGCAGGCGCAGCAGCAGCAGGAGAGCAUGCUGAAUUUCACGUUCACGAAUUACCGCCUGCCAACGGACUUCACCACCUAUCGCUGCAAGCUGUGGGCUGUGGUCUCAAAUACACCUGGUGAUCUCUCCUCCCCCCCACAACUGCCCCCCUACAGCAAGGAGUACGGCAAUCUCAAGGGUGCAGGGGCGGACUUUGAUUGUCUGCACGACACGCCGUGUGGCACCACUGUCGCUGUGUGGGCUGUGGGCGGCAGACCCUUCACCUUCCCACCCAAUGUCGGCUAUCCCAUUGGCCCGGGCUACUUCACCAAGUUCGUCCUGCAGACCAUUCACCUUCCCGCCCAAUGUCGGCUACCCCAUCGGCCCGGGCUACUUCACCAAAUUCGUGCUGCAGCCUCGUUUUCGAGGCCCCUUAGAAGCCUUUCCCUUCCAAGAUUCCUCCCCUCCCCUCACACUCCUGCCCCGCGCACAAAAGCCUUGUGUCCUUCUCUUUCCCUCCCUCUACCCCCACCACCACACCCUCAGGUGCAUUUCACCAAUCCCAAGGGCCGCGCUGAUCUCAUCGACAACUCGGGGCUCUGCCUGAAGCUGGCGCCCUCCCUCCGUCCCAUGGACGCGUCCAUCAUGCUCACGGGGCCCGUCCAUUUCACCAAUCCCAAGUGCCGCUCAGACCUCAUUGACAACUCUGGCCUGUACCUGAAGCUCGCCCCAUCGCUCCGCCCCAUGGACGCGUCCAUCAUGCUGACGGGUCCCGUGCCGUACGAGUACCUCAUCAAGAUCCCCCCCGCCAUGCCCUCGUGGACUCAAGUCAGCACGUGCCCGGGCGAGUGCACGUCGAAGGUGUUUGGGAAUGAGAGCGUGAAGAUCAUUGGAUCGUUCCUGCACCUGCACACACUUGGGCGACAGCACGUGCCCUAUGAGUACCUCAUCAAGAUCCCCCCCGCCAUGCCCUCGUGGACUCAAGUCAGCACGUGCCCGGGCGAGUGCAGUGCCAAGGUGUUUGGCAACGAGAGCGUGAAGAUCAUUGGGUCCUUCCUGCACCUGCACACUCUUGGGAGGCAGGUGAGAGUUUAG